Molecule: messenger RNA, 330 nt
Organism: Nicotiana tabacum (common tobacco)
Lineage: Eukaryota; Viridiplantae; Streptophyta; Magnoliopsida; Solanales; Solanaceae
Source: RefSeq, a predicted model, not a curated record
AUGGUUGGUGAGAAGGUUCUGCUGAAGGUUUCGCCUGUGAAAGGCGUUCUGAGAUUUGGGAAGAGAGGAAAGUUGAGUCCUCGAUUCAUAGGCCCUUUCGAGAUUCUGGAGAAGAUUGGAGGGGUGGCUUACAGGCUUGCUUUGCCACCUAGGUUAUCUGGAGUGCAUCCGGUAUUUCAUGUGUCGAUGCUUCGGAAAUAUGUGGAGGACCCGUCACAUGUAUUGGAUUUCAGCUCGCUGCAGCUUGAUAGUGAUUUGACCUAUGACGUGGAGCCAGUUGCCAUUCUAGACAGGCAGGUUCGCAAGCUGAGAUCCAAGGAGAUAGCAUCG